AUGGCGGAGAGGGCCGCCUGGUACGACCCCAGUUGGGCCCAGUGGGCUCGGGAGAUAGAGGAGGAGUAUACGGCUGCUGAGUGGGCUCGUGAGGUGGAGGCAGACCAUGCCAGAAAGCGGAAGGCUUCGAGUAUAGAGGUCGAAGCUGUUCAGCAAAGCAGUGCGAAAGUGCACAAAUCAGAGGCCGAGAUCAAGGAGGAAAAGCAGAUCGAGGAUGAGCGGCUUCAGAUGGCUCUUGCCCGAGCGAUGUUGUAUUCUGCAUCUGCAGGUUUGGCAGCGAGCCAGCCUAAAGCACCGGCACCGGUGCAGCUUCACUUUGUGCAGCCAAGUGCACCGGUACCACCGCCUCCUCCGCUGCCAACAACUCAGGAGCUGCAUGGAUAUGACAUGCGACAUGGUUUUGGCCAGCAGGCUGGCUUUGUCCCGGCAACCACUCAGGAGCAGCCUGGAGAUGACACGGCACGUGGUUUUGAUCUGCAGGGUGGCUUUCAGCAGCCGGCAACCACUCAGGAGCAGCCUGGAUAUGACAUGCACGGUUUUGAUCUGCAGGGUGGCUUUCAGCAGCCAGUGGAGCAGGGCGGGUAUGCCCCCGAGCGGGCUGGCCAGCAAGGGGACCAGGGCGGCUAUGCUGCCAAUGCUGGGCAUGUUGAGCCAGGUGGCUAUGUUGGGCAAGGUGGCGAUGCUCAGCAGACUGGGGCACCGCCCGAGGUGGAGCCGGCACCUGUGCAUGUCAAGGAGGAAGAAGAGCCCAACGGGUGGACGGACAACCAGGGCCGUUACUGGGCGAGAGACACCCACAACCCUCUUCUGUGGUGGAAUCUGGACCCGGUUCAUGGAUGGUCCAGGUGGAAACAACCAGUGGCUGGGUAG
This is a messenger RNA of Symbiodinium necroappetens, 870 nucleotides long. Lineage: Eukaryota; Dinophyceae; Suessiales; Symbiodiniaceae. The record is from the annotation of a GenBank genome assembly.